Molecule: messenger RNA, 1065 nt
Organism: Pipistrellus nathusii (Nathusius's pipistrelle)
Lineage: Eukaryota; Metazoa; Chordata; Mammalia; Chiroptera; Vespertilionidae
Source: the annotation of a GenBank genome assembly
AUGGCCAGGCGCCCCCGGAGCAGCAGAGCGUGGCAUUUUGUCCUGAGUGCAGCCCACCGAGAUGCAGAUGCCCGGGCCAUGGCUCUGGCAGGGACCACUAACUGGGGCUAUGACUCUGAUGGGCAGCACAGUGACUCUGACUCUGACCCUGAGUACUCGUCCCUGCCAGCAUCCAUCCCCAGUGCUGUGCCUGUGACGGGUGAGUCCUUCUGCAACUGUGAUAAUCAGAGCGAGGCCUCCUUCUGCAGCAGCCUGCACACAGCCGCGCACCGGGGCAAGGACUGCCAGUGCGGGGAGGAAGAUGAGUAUUUUGAUUGGGUCUGGGAUGACUCGAAUAAGUCCUCAGCCACCCUGCUGAGCUGUGACAACCGGAAGGUCAACUUCCACGUGGAGUACAGCUGCGGCACAGCGGCCAUCCGAGGCACCAAGGAACUAGGGGAGGGGCAGCACUUCUGGGAGAUCAAGAUGACCUCGCCCGUCUACGGCACUGAUAUGAUGGUGGGCAUUGGGACGUCGGAUGUGGACCUGGACAAGUACCACCACACAUUCUGCAGCCUGCUCGGCAGGGAUGAGGACAGCUGGGGCCUCUCCUACACAGGGCUCCUCCACCACAAAGGUGACAAGACAAGCUUCUCCUCGCGGUUCGGCCAGGGCUCCAUCAUUGGCGUGCACCUGGACACCUGGCAUGGGACGUUGACCUUCUUCAAGAACAGGAAGUGCAUAGGUGUGGCAGCCACAAAGCUGCAGAACAGGAAGUUCUACCCAAUGGUGUGCUCCACUGCGGCCAAGAGCAGCAUGAAGGUCAUUCGCUCCUGUGCCAGCGCCACCUCCCUGCAGUAUCUGUGUUGCCACCGCCUGCGCCAGCUGCGACCCAACUCUGGGGACACGCUUGAGGGCCUGCCCCUGCCACCUGGCCUCAAGCAGGUGCUACAAAACAAGCUGGGCUGGGUCCUGAGCAUGAGCUGUGGCCACCACAAGUCUCCUGCGCCCUCUCCCAAGGCCACUGUCAGUCCCAACAGCCCAGAGACCCGGCGCUGCCAGAGAAAACGCUGCCGAAGGACCUAA